Messenger RNA from Cloeon dipterum, 2191 nucleotides. RefSeq lists its product as uncharacterized. NCBI's taxonomy places the organism in Eukaryota, Metazoa, Arthropoda, Insecta, Ephemeroptera, Baetidae. The coding region runs from base 392 to 1744 and encodes 450 amino acids. The transcript has 6 exons. The record is from RefSeq and is a predicted model, not a curated record.
GUCGAUUCACUGGUGGUCUUCUACGUGUGGCUAGCUUCACGACCAUGCACACGUGGACAGCGGAGUGAAAAUCAAUGGCGUAGUCGCAAAGGCGCUAAUUAAUCCACAUCUUCUACCCCAGCUGGGCCCUUUUUCGGUGGCUGACAUCCGUCUUGAGUAAGAGCAGGAGGCUUCGUUGGCCGAUUUGGCGCGAUUUCAGUGCACCAAGCGCCACAAAGUUGCUUGUUAUUGUUCGUGUUGGGCGCACUGGUGCAGAACCAGCUGAUGCUGCGCUGCUGCAAUCUAAUCUCGAUCCGCGGCCCAAUUUUCGGCACUGCUGCGAUGACAGGAUCAGCCGAAACCAGAUAACGAGGCCCCUUUUUUCUGCUGCCGAAGUUCUUCAAGGCUGGCGAUGCGUCGGUCGGCGUCCUUCAGCAGCGGCGGUGGAGGCGGCGAGGCUCGGCCGUCGCGGAUCCCGGUGGCGUCGAAGGCGACGCCGCCUCACAAUCAGCUGCGUCGGACGGGGUCGAUGCGGCUGCCAAGCCGCAGCCCCGCGCACGAGAAGGAGGUGUGGGGCGUGGGCUCCGGCUCGUGGGGCAAGCGACAGCAGCAGUUGCGCCGGGACAACAACAAGUUGUCAUCGCCGCUGUCGGUUGCCUCCUGUAGAGGCUCCAACACCUCCAUCGACACCUUCGCCCUCUCCACGAGUAGACGGCCCUACGAAGACGAAGAUGAUCUGUGCUCGGAGGUGAGCUACAACUCGACCAUGUCCGUGGACAGGACCUCCUCGGCCAGGCGGUUUGUCCUGCACUGUUCUGGCGACGCACACGCCCAGCAGAACGGCACCCCCUACCUGACACCCACGCAGCGAACUAACCUGCUCAAUAAGGACCUCAGGGUAAAGUUGAAGCAUGCGCUAGACGAAAUUUCCCUUCGAGAUAUGGAAAUAUCUCGCCUGACGCAAGAGUGCGUGGAGCUGCGCAUGAAGCACGCACGGCUGAGCGCCAGUCCAGACGCCGCGGUGGAUGAGUCGCCGUCAUCACCGACGCCGCCAGGCAUCGAAAAAGAUUCGCUCGACUCGUCAGCGCACAGCGAACUGCCUGGGGAGCCGAUCCCCUCCGUCUCCGCCCCGGUCACCCCCGUUACCCCCGCCGCGUGCGAGCCCAAGCCGAGUAGGCCGGACAUUCUGGACCUGGGCCGCCGCCCGCCGGACAACUGCCUCUUCAAUAGUCUACCUGUAGUCAUCCAGAUGCCGGUCUGGUCACCUGAGGAGGCCAAACCUGUGAUCCAGCAACCCAAACAAGACUGCACCUUCACCGACCAAACCACCACCAAAAGCACCAAGGACUGUGAGAUUCAAACAGAUGCGCGAGACGACGUGGAGGAGCAGCUGAAGGCGGCGCAGGAGGCCCUAAUCGAAACCAAAGUAAGUUUGUGUCGCACUUGCAGCUGUUUAAAGCGCGCUGGAAGCAAGAAACACGUGCUACUGGACGCGGAGCAGGCGAUGGUCUUGUGGCGAGCAGCCCACACUCAGGUGCAACUGAGUCGAGUGAAGAAAGCUGCGGAGAACUCACAGGCCGAGGUGACGCUCAAGUUCCUCAAGUCGGCCUUUUACCACCUGAUUACGGACAGCAGCCAGGGCAUGAGCCUGGCCACCAAGUCGCACUGGCGCGCCAUCCAGUCCAUCCUGGGCUUCAGCCCCGAAGAGUGCCAGGCGAUGGACGCGGCCGUCGCCGCUGGCGCCUUUCCUGGCAGCACCUGGUGAAACGCCGCCGGACAAUAAACAAAAAACAACACGAUGAUAAAUUCAACGCUUUAUACUUAAAGCUAUAUUACUUGACGAAUAAUGUGAUGCCCGCGAGUUGUUUGUCUUUCAGCAUUUUUAGCAUAUCACUCUCGUGAAAUAAGCAGCAAACUGCGUGUAUUAUACACACACACUACACCUAUAUUGCAACUAUACCAUAGUUCCAUCAGUUCUCAUAUCAUUUAUACAAAUGUAUUUGUUUCUAUUAAUAUUAAUUGUCCUUGAAAUGAAAAAUGUGUGAUUUGCUUGUUGACAUAGUUCACUUUGAACGUUGAUCUUAGGCUUAUUAAUAGUGAUAAUUGGUUCCUACAUUUACGCGUGUAAAACAACAACAACAACAGAAAACGAAAUAUACAAGUUAUAUGUAUUGAAGAAAAUAAUGCAGCUUGCAAUCGAUUUGAAAGAAAA